Porites evermanni is the source of this 2370-nucleotide messenger RNA. NCBI's taxonomy places the organism in Eukaryota, Metazoa, Cnidaria, Anthozoa, Scleractinia, Poritidae. The record is from the annotation of a GenBank genome assembly.
ACUUAUUUUUAUUUUUUUACUUUUUUGUAUUUCCCAGCGCUGAGUAUCAAAACUGGAAUAUGCAAUUUCACCCUUACUACUCCUGGUCUGUUUGCGUGUGAAAAGGUUUCCUUUGAGAAUUCUUUCAAUGGCGGGCAGGAUGUAAAAGUUUUCGUUUCCAAAAGCCACGCAACAAAGAGUUAUAGUGGUGGAGAUGGCGCGGCUAUUUGGGUGGAAUCUGUGGAUAAUAAAGAAUUUACAGUUUGUGUUUUGGAGUACGGUGAUGGUUCUAGUGGGACUACGAAAGUGAACUGGAUGGCGCUACAAUCUGUUCCUGUUGGCGCUCAACUAGAAACCGUCUCGCUGGAUUCUUGGACCACUGGAGGAAAGUGUAAAAGGAUUGCCUUUGAAAAGGUUACCUCUUUUUCCUCUUGCAUUUUUGUUAAGUUAAUAGUUCUUACUGAUUAAGGUAUUUCUGUUUGCUCAAGCCUAGACACAAGAUUUCACUACGUUAUUUUUUUGAGCUUUGCUUGACUAAGUGGCUUUAACUUGCUCUUUCUUUAUUAGCUCGUAGGAGCUGCAGACUUUCCAUUUGACUUCUUCCUUAUAUCUUUAAGUCAUGCGAUAUAACAUUGUUGCAUUAUAAAAUACGAUUCUUUAUUCGUUUGGCAAGAUCUUACAUAUAUUGAAACCUCUAUUUUUUCCUUCAAAGUUAUGUUGCAAUCUGUCCUCCACAUUUCUUUCAUUUUAAUUUUUUUAAUUUAAAUUUCUAAAUCUUUAAAAAGGUCUAGCCAUCUUCAUAUUUUUUGCUAAUUUUUGCUUUAAAAAAUUUAGUGAGAAAUUCGAUUCCUUUUGUUUCUACGUUGCUAAGUUCAUGAUAAUCGUUUUAUUUACAAAUUCGGUGUUUAAUUCGUAAAACUCUUCUUAGUUUUUCAUCUGCAAAAAUUCUAUUCAAUUUGCUUCUUUCAAGUUCAGAAUGAUUUUUUCUAUCACGCUUCAAUCGUUUUAUAUCAUAUCCUUGUUUGUUUAAAUGUUAUUGAUUAUUUACUUCCUUCUCUCUUACUUUUUCAGCGUUUCUUAAUUCCUCCGAGCGUCUAUGUAACAACUCGCCAUCAAAUUCUCAAGAGACCUCAGGACGCUUUGGCAUUGUGGGUAGAGGAUGUACGCAGAGACAGUUUUAAGGUUUGCCUCAGGGAAACUAAGAUUUUUGAUGGGCUACAUAAAAACAUCAAGGUGGUAAGUGAAUUCCUUUUGUUACCUGUUACAUGUUUGAAAGUAGACACACGACAACCAAGCGGUUUAGUCCCGUGCUGGAACUUACCUUUGCUCUUUGCGUACUCUGAAAUCGUAGCUUUUUUCAUAAAAAUCCUAUGUUGGGGACCCUGUGAUUUACACAGGUUCAGAGCAGUGGGUUCUCUUUUUGACUGGAGAAAGAAUAUAUUAAUAACAUUGUUAAUACUUUUCACUUUUCUUUCAGAACUGGAUAGCAUUUGUUAAGCUGAUAACGAUGAAUUCUACCUCGAUCCAUGGCAUUGUAACAACAAAGAAGAACUCACCACUAAACAAGCAACAAAACAACGCUCUCUGUCAGGUGAAGUAACUAAUCAACUAUACUGUUGUGGUUUCUCAGUCACUUCUAUUCUUAAAAAGAAAAUCUUUCAUAAGUUGAUGGAGCUCUAAUGUUGUUAUCGUCAACUAUUUAAACAACAUAUAUCAUAUACCGCAUAUGUGUAGAAAAACUUCAUAACGCUGAUUCUUUUCUUGUUUUUUUUUUUAAAUAAUAAAGUUCACUGAUGCCUUCUACGCCCCUCCGGUAGUACUGGUUUCACCAAGACUCAGCUACCAUAACAACAACUCGCUUUUCUCGGCUUCCGGAACUUGUAACGCAGUCCAAUCAACCUAUGUACGUUACGGUUUCGCUUUCUAAACGACCUUGAUAGUAAGAUAGUAGUUAAGGUAAGAAAAUACCUGAUGAAGCUUAAUGAUUGAUAAUCUGAUACUUCUAAUGAUUGUGUCUAGCAUACCUUUACAAACGAAACCGAGGUGUGUAUGAGAAGAUACAGCAAUAACGCCAAUUAUAAGGACAUCGUACAACUGGAUUACCUGGNACCAUAACAACAACUCGCUUUUCUCGGCUUCCGGAACUUGUAACGCAGUCCAAUCAACCUAUGUACGUUACGGUUUCGCUUUCUAAACGACCUUGAUAGUAAGAUAGUAGUUAAGGUAAGAAAAUACCUGAUGAAGCUUAAUGAUUGAUAAUCUGAUACUUCUAAUGAUUGUGUCUAGCAUACCUUUACAAACGAAACCGAGGUGUGUAUGAGAAGAUACAGCAAUAACGCCAAUUAUAAGGACAUCGUACAACUGGAUUACCUGGUGAUUGGAGGUACGUAA